AGACGAGAUAUAAGUUGACCAACUCGAGAUUACUGGGAAGCAACUCUUUCGCGUACAUUGCUAGGUCUUUCUUCAGUACACCCAGCGGCAGGCAGAUGGCACAGAACAAGAAGAACAUUGUCGUUAUUGGUGGCUCCUAUGUUGGCGCGAAGGUAACCGAACUCAUCGCGAAUAAGAUGCACGCCACACACCGGACAAUCAUGGUCGAAAAGAACACCCACUUCCAACAUCUCUUCGCCUUCCCUCGUUUCGCCGUCGUCCCAGGCUACGAACACAAAGCCUUCAUCCCUUAUAGCAAUGCUUUCUCGGACUCCACUCCGCCGGAUUCCACCAGCAUCGUCCAAGGCAAGGCCGUUGAGUUGCUCAAGGACCGCGUGGUCGUGGAGACAGGAAAAGGCGAAAAAGAGGAGAUAGAGUACGAGUAUCUGGUGUUGGCGACAGGGACGAAGUUGACGCCUCCUGGAACGCUGCAUACGGAAGGGAAGGUGGAUGGGAUCAAGUAUUUCCAGGAUCAUCAGGCGGCAAUGAAGAAGGCGGAGAGGAUUGUCAUUAUCGGCGGUGGUGCGGUCGGCAUUCAAAUGGCGACGGAUACCAAGGAAUAUUACCCCACUAAAUCUGUCACUCUCAUCCAUUCCCGACCGCACCUGAUGAACAAGUAUCACCCGAAGUUCCAUGAACUCAUUCUAGAGCGCUGUAACGAACUCGGCAUCGAAGUCAUCACGAACGACCGCGUCAAAAUCCCUGCCGAGGGCUUCCCGUCCGAUAGCAGCUCGCGCUUUGACGUCGAGCUCACCUCGGGCAAGAAAGUUCCAGCUGACUUUGUCGUCAUCGCAACCGGCCAAACUCCCAACUCCGCCAUCCUCGCCUCCCUCUCCCCUCAAUCUAUCACAACGUCCCCACCCGGCUUCAUCUCCGUCAAACGCACGCUCCAACUCACAGAUCCGGCCUUCCCUAACGUCUUCGCUCUCGGUGACGUCGCACACACGACGCAUCAUAAGGCCGCGAGACCAGCAUCAAAGCAAGCCGAGAUUGUGGCGAGUAACAUCGCGAAGCUCGCUGAGGGGGGUGAAGGGGUGACUUUGGACGAGUAUCCGGAUUUACCGGCGGGUAUUCACAUGAGUUUGGGGAUGACUCGGAACAUAGUGUUCAGGAAUCCGGAGAAGGAGGGCGACGAGCCUGCAUAUAAUUUGAAAGAUGAUGGUAGGGAGGACAUGAAAAUCGAUAGGAUCUGGAAUAUGAGGGCGCCUGGGGUUACGGACUAUCAUCUGUAG
Messenger RNA from Stereum hirsutum FP-91666 SS1, 1271 nucleotides. Its product is annotated as FAD/NAD-P-binding domain-containing protein. The transcript is spliced from 5 exons. The record is from RefSeq and is a predicted model, not a curated record. Gene Ontology annotation, cellular component: cytoplasm. NCBI's taxonomy places the organism in Eukaryota, Fungi, Basidiomycota, Agaricomycetes, Russulales, Stereaceae. Gene Ontology annotation, molecular function: electron-transferring-flavoprotein dehydrogenase activity; flavin adenine dinucleotide binding. The coding region runs from base 96 to 1271 and encodes 391 amino acids.